This is a messenger RNA of Benincasa hispida (wax gourd), 1303 nucleotides long. The record is from RefSeq and is a predicted model, not a curated record. Lineage: Eukaryota; Viridiplantae; Streptophyta; Magnoliopsida; Cucurbitales; Cucurbitaceae.
UUCACCAUUGAUGUGCAAACAUUUCUUUAGCUCAUCAAUAUGAGAAAAACAAUGUGGCUGUUUAGAUUUCUGGUUUUGCUGAGUUCUAUUUCUUUCCUAGUCCUGCCUUGUGCUCAUGGAUGGAGCAAAGAAGGUCAUGUCCUAACAUGUCAAAUUGCACAGGAGCUGCUGAAUGGAGAGGCAACAGAGGCGGUUCAAGAUCUGCUACCUGAAAGUGCGGGCGGAAAUUUAUCGGCGUUGUGUGUAUGGGCGGACCAGAUCCGACUCCAGUCUAAGUAUCGGUGGGCGAGUCCCCUUCACUACGCCAAUACGCCCGACACCUGUUCUUUCCUCUACAAGAGGGAUUGUCAUAAUACCGCCGGUCAGCCUGACAUGUGCGUCGCCGGUGCCAUUCGAAAUUUCACCACUCAGCUCACCACCUACAGAACACAAGGCUCCGACAGCCCACAUAACUUGACGGAGGCGUUGCUGUUUCUAUCGCAUUUCGUUGGGGAUAUACAUCAGCCAUUACACGUUGGGUUCGAGAGCGACGAGGGAGGUAACACCAUAGAAUCUGAAUCUUUCGAAAUAUUUAAUAAAAGAAAAAGGAAAUGAACCACGCAGGUAUGGGACAGGGACAUUAUUCUUACAGCUGUGGCAGAUUAUUACGACAAGGACACAGGCCUCCUCUUAGAAGAACUUCAAAGGAAUUUGACUAAUGGAAUUUGGAGUAAUGACGUUCCCGCAUGGGAGAGUUGUGUUAAAGUUAAUUCAUGUGUUAAUAAAUGGGCCGAAGAGAGUAUAGACUUAGCUUGUAAGUGGGCAUAUGAAGGAGUCGAAGCUGGUAUGACUUUAUCAGACGAUUACUUCGAUUCGAGAUUGCCAAUUGUGACGGAACGAUUAGCUCAAGGUGGUGUCCGGUUGGCAAUGCUUUUGAACCGGGUUUUUUCUGAAGAUACUACACGAGGAUUUGCCUCGUCAUCUUGAUCAAUUGGACCAUCAAAUUUAGCAGUUAUUAUUAUUUUAAAAAAAUUAUGUCAGAAAAUAAUAUAUUAGAUUUAUUAGAGAAAGAUUCGAAAUAAAUAUAUAUUUAAAAUUUUGUAUUUAAAUGGUAACCGAAAAAGAAAAGAAAUUAAAAAUUUACUAGUUCUAAGUUCUUCAUCUAUGAUGUAAUAAUUGAAAAUUAGAAUAUGACAAUGUUAAAUUAGUAAUUUACUCUGAAAUUCUAUGAAAUCCAACGAAAACCAACCAUUUUAGUCAAGGAAGUUUUUAAAGUAAAAAUAGGUUUUGAAUCACUCCAAAUUGUAAAAUCAUUCUAUUUUUU